This is a messenger RNA of Rubroshorea leprosula, 595 nucleotides long. The record is from the annotation of a GenBank genome assembly. Lineage: Eukaryota; Viridiplantae; Streptophyta; Magnoliopsida; Malvales; Dipterocarpaceae.
CAUAGAAGACCUACUAAGUUUUGCGUGGAAAAGUUGGAGGGAAGGGGCAGGAUUGAAUCUCCUAGAUCCAACUUUGAGAAAUGGUUCAACAGCUGAAAUGAUGAGAUGUAUCCAUAUUGGUUUGCUAUGUGUUCAAGAAAAUGUUGCUGAAAGACCAACUAUGGCUUCAGUUGUUCUCCUACUUAAUAGCAAUUCAACUUCACUCCCGGUGCCCUCUCAACCAGCAUUUUUUAAGCACAACCCUAUUGAAUCAGACAUGUCGUCCUCACGUGGCUACAAUUCAUGAGUAUCAAACUCAGGGAAAUCAAAGGAUGAAUCAGUCCCCUUGGUAAAAAAUGAUGUUUCAAUCACAGAGCUAUGUCCUCGAUAGUUUCUGAGAUUCAAAAGCAUGGAAAAGUUGGACGGAAGGGACAUGAAAUAAUGAGAUGCAUCCAUAUUGGGCUGCUAUGUGAAUUGGUCAAGAUAUAAUGUUGCUAACAGACCAACCAUUGCUUCAACUAUUCUCCUACUUGAUAACAAUUUAACUUCUCUUCGAGUGCCUUCUCAACCUGCGUGCAUUUUUUAAGCACAGCACUAAUGAAUCAGACAUAUAUCA